GGACCAUUUGACCCUAAAGCAAUCCAAUGAAAUGCAAUGCGUUGGGACAAUGCACUCUUUCUCUCUUGAUCUGCAACAAUGAAAACGAAAUUGGCACUCCUCUUCAUCGGUAACGAGCAGGAGGGUUGGUUGCAACAACUUUCACCACCCUCGAUCCUUCACCGCUGUCGUUCCUUCACCACCGUCGAUCACCAACGACUCCUUCCAGCUUCUCUCCUUCAUCACAUCAAAAACAAAGUCAGGCCAGAAAGUUCAAUAGCAGAGGGUUAUGUUGCAGACGAGGCUUUGACAUUCUGUUCUAUGUAUCUUGAGGGAAUGCAAACUAAAUUCAACUGUGCUGAUAAAAAUGAUGAUCUCGGCCUUUCAGAAAGGAAAUUUUAUGCGUUCUCAUCACAAUGUUUAACAGUGGCAACUAAGAAAAUUGUCGAACUUUGUAAAGAGGUCAAAUAA
Lactuca saligna is the source of this 450-nucleotide messenger RNA. NCBI's taxonomy places the organism in Eukaryota, Viridiplantae, Streptophyta, Magnoliopsida, Asterales, Asteraceae. The record is from the annotation of a GenBank genome assembly.